Molecule: messenger RNA, 7842 nt
Organism: Pseudoliparis swirei
Lineage: Eukaryota; Metazoa; Chordata; Actinopteri; Perciformes; Liparidae
Gene: ccnt1
Product: cyclin T1
Exons: 5
Coding region: 4008-5711 (567 amino acids)
Biological process (GO): positive regulation of DNA-templated transcription, elongation; regulation of transcription by RNA polymerase II
Cellular component (GO): cyclin/CDK positive transcription elongation factor complex; nucleus
Molecular function (GO): cyclin-dependent protein serine/threonine kinase activator activity
Source: RefSeq, a predicted model, not a curated record
GCCUGCAAUUGUGCUCUGUCUUCUCUUGAGCUGACCGAAUGGGGAAUAGUUUUCAUCCCAACAAUAAUAUGACUGAAAGGAACUAUUGUUUCAUCAGGAGAAUUUGUGAAGAUUGAUAUUGGUUUCUUCAUUUGACUCAAUAUGUAAUGCUUCAAUGCUGAUGCUCUGCUAUGAAAUGUCGUUUGGCAAUAAGUUAACCGCUGAACUUUCUUAUUUAUUCUUGCUUCACAUUGGAUUCAAACUGGGUCUGAACACUUUACUUGUAAUGAGACACUUUAGGUGAGGGGUAGACGAUCUGACGGUUUUAGAUCGUGAUCGAUCUUGAAAGCGUUCGCACUAGUUUUCAAGCGAAUUGCAGAUUGUUGUCUUUAUUGUCUUGUUUUCUUCACACAACCUCAUUGUCCGGUUGAACAACGCUAUGUGAGCAAACUAAUAGAGUGAUGAAGCUCAAUAGAUCACGAUGCUGAUUGGAUGUGGCUGGUCCUUUACGUAUUAUAAACUAUGCAACAUGAGUUAUAGCUAGGGAUGGGUAUCGUUUGGGUUUUUUCCGAUACCGGUGCUAAAUCGGUACUUUUAAAACGAUACCGGUGCCUAAACGGUGCCUGAACCGAUAUUUUUUUUUUUAAACGCACAAUGAGGACAUUAAAAACCUCUUCGGCAAUAUUCCCUGUAGAAGCCGUUAUCGUGGAGCACUGACACACAACGGAUAUCAGACUGUUAACAUACACAAUAUAUGUUCUCCAUUAUAUGAUGUGAUAUGUAUUGUCAUGUGCAGACUUUAUAGGGUUAAUCCUGUCACUGUUUUGAUGGGCAAAGAGUAGAGAUGCACCGAUCAGGUUUUUUGUGCCGAUCACCGAUCACUGAAAUCAGUAUCUGCCGAUCCGAUAAUACCGAUCACCGAUCACGGUGUCGAUUGAAGCAUUCUAUUUAUUGUGUAGCAUUAUUGCUAUGAGGACUAUGAGGAAAUACAUAUAUAAAGCAACUCAAACAUUAAAGAAAUUACAGAUUUCUUUAAACAUUUAGGACUUUUACUUUGAAAAAUGUCCUAAUUGAUACAUUAAAAUUGUUUGAUUGCUAUUGUAGGGGAUUUCAGAUAUGUAUGGAACACAUCUGCAUUAUUCAUUUCCUGGAACUCUUGGGGAAAUCUAUAUACAGGACUUUUCUUAACAUACAAAAGUCUGACAUUUUUAUAAACUCUUCCUUGGUACAGUAAAACUGUUUUAAUUUUAGCAUAAUUUAAGCUAAAUCUCAGAAACGAUCUAUAAAGAUACAAAAUCAGUUCAUUGUUUACUUUUAUAUGCUGGUGUAUGAUUUGUCGACAUCUUAUUUUGAAAAACGGAUGUUGUUUCACGUGGUUCUUUCCGCUAACUUUGCAAAACCGGAUGUUGUCACAUAAAUCCUUCCGCUAACUAUCAAAACCCUCGCGCGCUCCUGAUCGAAUGUGUUUACCGUGAGCAUCAGUCUCUAGGGGCAGACAUGUGAGAGUCGGCUGAGUCGACCCAGAGAUUCAACUCGGGGGACGGGGACGCCGCUCGGUGGUGAGGAUCCCCUCUGACCUCUCACUCUGCGGCCCUCGCCGGGCGCUUCGUCUCGGUUGCUGUGCGCGGCGAUUGAAACUUCUGAUAGUUCUCGCAGAUGUUACGUCAUCUGAUCGAUCGGCCGUUUUGAGAACGCCGAUCAAAACCGAUAAUGGCAAUAUCGGCCGAUAUGGAUCGGCGCCGAUCAGAUCGGUGCAUCCCUAGCAAAGAGAACAACCAAUCAGAGGUACUGAAGAUGACACGUGACAAAUAAAGUUUUGCUUCUGACAGCGAGAGUUACACUGAAACAAAGUGACUCCCCACGGUCUUUAUUCCUCCGUCAUUAUAUUCCCGGUAACACCGGGUAUACAGCCGGGAUCGCUGUACAUCAACACAUCUGCUAGCAGACUGUCACGCUCGCAGCUCGUAGCUAGCUUAAACAUGGUUAUAAUGGCUAAUUUAUUAUUUAUUGGGCUACUUUUAUGAAUGCAAGACUUGCAAUCAACGUUACGGUACUAAUCUGAGUUAAGGCUGCUCGUCAUAAUCGGUCUCCACGUGUUCAGGGGGACCGGUGACGGCCUCCCCGUCGCGUCCAGCCUGACGCUGGUGUGCUCCACACGGGCUCACGUAGUCACACACGGCGCAGCCUCCGCUGUCAAAGUGAAAUGAGAGGCUCGUAACCUGCUGACAGGGCGGAGUCACCAGAGAAGUUCACAACAAUAGUUUUUUUCAAUUUCAAUCGGCUCAGGCACCGGAAAGAAGCACCGGAAUGUGCGUUGCGUUUCGGUCCGGGUAAUACCGGUUGUAUUGGAACCGGUACAACAUUGGCACCGGUUUCCGGUACCCAACCCUAGUUAUAGCUAGCGGCAUGUUGGAUAUAGGCAGCUGGUUUAUCGCAAUGUCGCGAGAUCACAAGAUCACAUAUCGCAAGACAAUUCAAGACAUACGUUUACUCCAGAGUGAUCAGUGUCCUGUGACGAGCUCGGGCAGAUAUGGGUGUGACAACACUGAGAGGUGACUGUUGCUUCAAAACAACAAUGAAGAAGUUUGUGUAGAAAGGCUGCAAUAGUAUCAGGAAUAUCUGAACUGGAGAGUAUUUAUUUAUUGAAAGAAGAGGAAGAAAUGGUACUGAAAGCUUUUCUCAAUGGAAAAGAUGUUCGUGCUCUUCUCUUGACACGAUUCGUUUAACAGAGAUGGUCCCAACAUAUUUCGUGAUGGAUAUACUUCCAUUCAAAGCUAUUCAGUGUUGGAUUUAAAUCGCAGGUGGAUACUUUAGAUCAGCGGUAUGAACAGCCAAGCGUGAGAUGUUUGUUCUGGUACUGACAUCCAAUAUUGUUAUUUACCAGUGUGAUAUUCACACAAUUUUUAAAAUACAAUUUUGUGUUUAUAUUUGUACUCAUUAUUGUUUUGUGAUAAUUUUCUUUUUCCCCCUAUCUGGAUUUUGGGGUCUUGCAAAGUGUUAUUUAAUGAUGUUUCAUUUUGGCGUCUGUUUAUAACUUCAAAUCAAACUGGUUUUAAUCAUCAUUUUGAAACCUGUGUAGGAGUGCAGUAAUCCGAUGGAGUGAAUGGAGAUUGGGAUGUUUUUUUUUUUGCCGGAUGGCACCAUCCCUACCUUUUUGGUUUUUUUGAAGUGUUGUUCCCUCUUGCUACACACAAUACAUGCCAGUGUCUGUGUAGGUUUUCAGUGACCCAGAUUAUGUGAUGUGAUACUUAUCUGUGAGGCUCUGUUCGCUCUACAUGAACGGUGGGUUUGAUGUGUUCGAACACGGACGGAGGCCUCCCAGUGAGUAACGUGCCUGUCUCCUCAACCUCAGGCCUACCUGCAACAAGCCCAAGACCUGGUCAUUCUUGAGAGCAUAAUACUACAGACCUUGGGUAAGUUGGGAAGGAAAAACUGGGUCCCUUGAUUUCUCUCCAGAAACAUGUAAUUAUAAAAAUAGUGCUAACCUGUGUAACUUUUUUCCACAGAAAGUCCAUGUUAGCAGCACAGGAAAAAGACAUUUAUGCCUAAUGUUAGCAUGCACUGUUGCAUUACAGUGUUUCUGCUUUUGUUUCUUUUAUGUCCAUAACUUUUUACACCCCCCCCCCCCCUUAUUUUUCUUGUCUACAUAUUUUUAUGCCAUUUGUUUGAGGAUUCUGUGACGAAUCUCUGCAUCCUGAACAAUGGCUUUUAGUAUGUUCUCUUACUGGAUUAAUCUUUUCCCAUGUUUUCAAGAUUGUAGGCAGUUGAAGAAGAACUUGUUUUGAUUGACAACCCCAAAUUGUGUGUGUGUGUUUUUUUAAAUUAUAAAACGAGUCAGUGCCAUGCAACAAAGCAAGAGUUGGGGAAACCUCAAUUGUGUCGGCAUGCUUUUAAUAAUUUUUCACAUUCAUCUGUUUUCACGUCGUCCAGGAUAUUAUUGGAAGAGCUCAUGCAAAGUUUUAUUCCAAGUUAAUCCCUGCAACGCUUAGAUUGGUAUAACAGUAUUUUUCUGUUUUUCAGGGACUUGAAUGAAACCUGUUGCAUAUGUUAGUUUGACUUCUGCAUUUCAUUUAUCGAGGCGUGUCUCUUUUUGUCCCUUUUAUUUUUACAUUUUUUUUAUUACAGCUUUUGAAAUCACCAUUGACCAUCCUCAUACUCAUGUUGUCAAGUGCACUCAGCUUGUCAGAGCGAGUAAGGAUCUGGCUCAAACAUCAUACUUUAUGGCAACUAACAGUCUGCACCUGACCACGUUCUGCCUGCAGUACAGUCCGCCGGUUGUGGCCUGUGUGUGCAUCCACCUUGCCUGCAAAUGGUCCAACUGGGAGAUCCCCGUGUCUACGGAUGGCAAACACUGGUGGGAGUACGUUGAUCCCACAGUUACCCUCGAGCUGCUGGAUGAGCUCACACAUGAGUUCCUGCAGAUUCUGGAGAAAACACCCAGUCGGUUGAAACGGAUUCGCAACUGGAAGGCUGGAGGUCAGACACCAAAAGCCAAGCCAAAAGUUCAGGAGGACGGUGACCAGAGGGACACCAUGAUGAGCAUGAUCUCUAUGGCCUCAUCAGAGAGCACCGUGGCAGGCUUGAUGAGCCUCUCGGCUCCACCUUCCGCCUCCUCAUCCAUCGGUGACAAGGACGGGGGUGAACCUGGCAGUGCUGCGACUUGGAGUGGAAAAGGUCAGGCUGGAUGUGAGCUGCAGCCCAACAACGAAGUGCACGCUCCAGCUAAGGUGUCGCUGAGUGAGUACCGGGCCAAGAAUGCAGACGUCCUGGCUGCCCAGAAAAGGAAGCUGGAGAACAUGGAUGCCACCGUGAAGAGGGACUAUGCCAAUGCUGCCCAGGCUCUCAUUGGUCAGCAGCAGAGGAAGGAGAAGCCGCAGCAUCACCAGCAGUCCAGCUCAUCCUCGUCUGACAUGUCCAACCCGUCGCCGAUUAUUCUGAAAAUCCCCCUGGAGAAGGAGAGGCAUGAGAGGACCUCUCUCAAAAUGCGAUUGCCUCUUGCUGGGGGAGGAGGCAGCGGGCACAGUGGCGGUGCCCGGGGUCAGGAGCAGGACAUCAAAGUUCGAAUACGAGUGCCUGAGAAGCAAAGAGGAAGCUCAGGAGAGGAGGGAAAGAGCAGGGACAAGCACAGAGAACGGUCUAACCACCACCAUCACCACUACAAUCACCACCAUUCCUCUUCUACCGGUGCUUCACUCUCCUCUAAACACAAACAUUCAUCUGGUUCUAGUGGGACUGUUGGAGGCAGCAAGAAAGUCCCCAGCGACUCAUCUAGAACGAGCUCUUCAUCCUCUACUGCGUCACGUAAGAGGACGCACUCGCAAGAUCCCACAGCAGGCACUCACCCUGUCACUAAAGUCAGCAAGUCCUCUAGGAAUCCCUACCAGCUACCCUCCCUGUCUUCCUCCUCUGGGCAAACUCUCGGGCACGGCUCCGACAUUCUCCCUGUCCUGGGUCUUCCCCACCACCAAGGGAGCUAUCUCCACUCCAAAGGUGACAAGACGGACACUAAUGGGCACGGUGCAGCAGGGGGAGCCCAGUCGAACGAAUACCAGGACACGUUUGAAAUGCUGAACUCCCUUCUGAGCGCACAGGGGGUCCAACCAUCCCAGCCGUCCAUGUUUAACUACAGAUCCCAAUAUGGGGAAUACCGGUACAGUGGUGGCUCCAGAGGGAACAGGCCCCCACCCCUCCCUUCAGAACCGCCUCCCCCACUGCCGCCGUUACCCAAAUAAGUUCCCCAUCAGGAGAUGUAUCAUGUACAUUUUCCUUGACUUCCCCAACAUUCAUCUUUUUACAUAAAGUAUUGUGCUUUUUUUUUUUAUUUUUACUCACCCAACAUUUUAAAGGUUUUAGUGUGACAGCAGUGAAAUGUACCAGUAAUUUUAUUGAAUAUUCAACUUUAUUAUUUUUACACUUUUUGGGCAAUAAUGAGUGGCUUUAAAAGCUUUCAAAAUGUGAGGAAGAAAAAAACAGGAAAGUGUAGGUUUUUUUUUCAGCUCUUCUGUUAAACUCAAAUAAUAUGUAAUAUUAGGACCUGGUCAUUGUCUUGAAAUCAUGAGGAAAGUAAAAGAUUUUCAUCACACACUUGUUAGGUCUUCUUUCAAAUUGUUUUUUCUAAUGUUUUUAUAGGAUGUUAUUUAUUGAAUGCUUUUUUUCUUUUUUCUUGCCCUCUUUUAUACUUUUUUUUGUUUUCCCUUUGGUCUUUUUGGGCAGAGGGUUAUUACUUCAUCAAGACUAUCGGCUAGUUUGAGAGUGCAUGUCUCCAAAGCCAUCUUUUCAAUAUUUUUGUCUUUUUUUCAAACCGCCAUAAUCUAACAGAAAUGUGAGAGCCCAUCCCUGGUGUUUUUUCAUUUGGUAAUAAGCUUGUACAAAGACUGUAAAAUGUUUAAAACAAACAUGAAAUAUUUUUUACAUUUUGUUAUGAAAAAAAUGCAAAAAAAUAUGUAAAUUAAGAAAUCUUGUACUUUUUGUUUUUAGAUAUUUUUUUUUCAGUCAUUGUUUUAAAUGGUUGUAAAAUAUUCAUAUUCAGUUCUCUAAUUAUUACACUAAUGGACAAAGUUCAUACCGAGGAUAUAUAGCUGUGAUUUUAUCAAAGGGUUCAAACAUAUCUACACAGUAUGGUCACAAUGAAGGAAUUGCCAACAAAAAAAAAAUCCCUCAAGAAAUGUGAGUUCUUAAUUGUCAUGUAAUUUAGCACAUGUUAAUCCGUUUCCUCUGGAGGAUCAGCCUUUUUGGAAAUAGGCCCAAUGUAUCGACAUACAACCUUCUAAAUGGAGUUGACAGCAGUGUCCUGAAACUGCCAGAAAGUAAACAUUUUACCUGCUGGUGCUCACCUACUUUAUUUAAUUGAAUUUAUGUUAAAAAAAUAGUGGCAGAGGUGCUACUUGUGGUCAAGGGAAUCGGGUAUCAUCUGUACAUUUAAUUCAUACUAAGCUUUAUGUGGUUUUAAUUGUAUAGUAUUACUGCUCUUAACCUGCUUUCGUUUGUCAUUUCAUAAUCGCCUUUAAAAAAAGUAAACUUCAUUACAUUUGGUCUAGACAUACAGGUACAUGCAUUUAAAAAAAUUACCUCUAUAUUGACCCCAUCCUAAGAAUUUCAGAAGCGCUGGGCUGCUGCAAAGCGUCUGGGGAGCAACUUGGGUUUCAGUGUCUCACUCAGUAGCAGCCGUGGUUCGAACCCCCCUACUUUCUGGUUCAAGCAUCACCUGCCCAACCAUAGCUGCCCUCAAAAACAUAUUUAUUUUAGACAGUUCAAAGUAAUGCAGUACAAUAAAUCAUUAGCCAUACCAUUGUAAUAUAUUUUUGUUCCCAUGAUUAUAUGGAAGAUAAGCUGAAAAGAUUGCAGCUCGUUGCUCAGACAGCAGAGGUUUAUUGGUUAUUCAACUCUUGGUUGUAACAGGGAAACAGUAAAUGCACUGAAUAUGUAUCUCACUAGGUUUGCCUACAAUGCAUAUGACAAAGUGUUACAUGUAUAAUGGUUAGGCUACUAAAAUAGAUGUCCAAUAUAUUGCCAUUUAAAAGAAUUGUUUUAAUUGAUCUUGAAUUUUCUUUUAUUCAAGUAUUGACUUUGUUAUGAGUCAGAAAAAAGGACACUCAUUAAAAAAAUAAUACCCAUAUUUGAGAAAACAAUGAAAGACACUCAUGCAACCUAACAAUGCAAAAUCCAAUAGCUACAGUAAGUUUCAUGUUUUUUCACGUCUUGGUGUUAUUAGCGACACUCAGGUCUGGAAAUGAAACGUUUUGGGAUUAUAUUUUAUUUUUGUUUUCGGUUAAAAUGUUACAUGUGAACACUGUUCUUUUUGAUAUGUGGUUGCUUUAUUCUCAAUUAAAGUCAAUAAAUAUUUUAAGAAAACUUGCUGCAUUA